AUGGACGAUGAGCGAUCAAAUGAUAACGACAAAAUUAGAUUAGACUUGAUGGACAUUUGUAGGCGGCCAGAUCUGAAUUUAAAAGAACUUGAUAACAAGCUGUAUGCAAACGUGUCACAGGAUGCCGACGCACUUUCACUAGAGGACGAUGAUCUUCAAGAAGAAGAUGGCAACGAAGAAGAGGAAGACAAGUUCACUGAUAAUCAGGAAACUAUCUCGAAAGAGGAGAAUGGAAAUAGUGAUGAGGGCGACAGUGUAGGAGGCGGUGGUGGCGGCGAGAUCACAGUAGUAAUAGAUGCCGACGCACUUUUACCAGAGGACGAUGAUCUUCAAGAAGGAGACGGCGACGAAGAAGAGGAAGACAAGUUCACUGAUAAUCAGGAAACUAUCUCGGAAGAGGAGAAUGGUGAACCAGAGAAAAAAGAUGAUGAAUCUAAGUAG
Messenger RNA from Arachis duranensis, 441 nucleotides. RefSeq names its product serine/threonine-protein phosphatase 4 regulatory subunit 2-like. Lineage: Eukaryota; Viridiplantae; Streptophyta; Magnoliopsida; Fabales; Fabaceae. The transcript has 5 exons. The record is from RefSeq and is a predicted model, not a curated record. Bases 1 to 441 code for a protein of 146 amino acids.